CAUUAACAGACGGCAAGAGCUUCCAUUUUUGAGAGAGAAAGAGACAACGAAAGAGGAAAAAGAAGAAGAAGAACUCAAGACCCAUUUCCGUACAUACAGAGACAAGCUAAUCACAGUACCAUUAUCUCUCUUUCUCAUCGGAGACGACGACGACGCACUCUGCCGUCCGUCGAAGAUCAUCCGAUCGAGCUCCCACCCAGAAAGAAAUGAUCUUCAACACUGUACAUUCAUACCCAUCUUCGUUUCCUCUGUAAAGUCCCUAGUUUGUACAGACCCACAUCGACAAAAUCUCAAUGGAGCUGUACGGGCGGAGCUCUACGAGAGAAGGGUAUGGAUUGACUGCGUCUGCGGCGGCCGGGACAGGUCUAGAAGAGUCUAUGCGUAAGUUGGGGAUAUGGAACGUACCGUUGGUUUACCCAGAAAGGGUUGGGGCACCUGAUUGUGCUUACUAUAUGCGAACUGGGUCUUGUUCUUAUGGUGCCAAGUGCCGCUACAAUCAUCCUCGCGAUCGCAGCACCACGGUUGGUGGAACCCUAAGAGUUGGAGUAGCUGAGUAUCCAGAGCGUCCAGGGGAGACUUCAUGUCAGUUUUAUUUAAGGACUGGAUUUUGCAAAUUUGGUGCUUCCUGCAAGUUUCACCAUCCUAAAAAUGGAGGUGGAUUCACAAGCAACAUUCUGCUUAACAGUUAUGGAUAUCCUCUAAGACAGGGUGAACAAGAAUGUUUGUAUUAUUUGAGAACGGGGGAAUGCAAAUUUGGUAUAACAUGUAAAUUUAACCAUCCUCAACCGGCUGGGGUGUCUAUGCCGGCAGCAGCAACUGCUCGUCCUUUUUACCCGUCUGUGCAGUCUUCUUCUUCUUCAGUUGUAUCUGCUGAUCAGUAUAGAGCUGCAAGGCCUCCUCUCUUGCCUGGCUCAUAUGUACCAGCAGGUGCUUAUGGUACUACUACUAUGCUGCUGCCUACUGGUUCAGUUGUUUCUAUUCCAGGUUGGAAUCCUUAUUCGGGAUCAGCUAACCCUGUUUUCUCCCCAAGUAGUGGUCAGCCCUCAAUUUAUGGAAAUGCACAAAUAUCUUCUUCUUCUUCUUCUUUAUCUGCAUUUCCUGGAAUUUAUAGUGAGAAGGAAAAGGUUUUUCCCGAGAGACCAGGGCAACCCGAUUGCCAAUACUACUUGCAAACUGGUGAUUGUAAAUGUGGAUCGUCGUGUAGAUAUCAUCAUCCACCUGAUUGGGCUUUACGGAAGACAACUUGUGUUCUAAACUAUUUAGGCCUUCCUUUAAGACCGGGACUACAAGCUUGCACUUUCUACAUGCAAAGAGGCUCAUGCAAAUUUGGGAGGAACUGUAAAUUUGAUCAUCCUAUCGGUUCUGUGGUUAGAUACAACAACAGUCCACCAACAAUUCCUUCCUUUUGACCACUUACAUGGCCAGGGGAUCACAAUUACUGCAAUAGUGUUAGAUGGUUCGACUUCAACUCACCUUCAAAGCUGGAAUUAAUAGAUUGGAAGAAACUUAUAGAUCGUUGUGGAAGAUUUAUCAAAAUAUUAUGCGGGUUUGGAUCCCCCUCUUAACUACUAAUCUUUGUCGCGUUUAUUUAAAUAAGAAAGCUUGUGUACAACACUCGGAUUUAUUAUAUUGCAGUCAAAAUUGAAUUCUUUCA
Impatiens glandulifera is the source of this 1654-nucleotide messenger RNA. RefSeq names its product zinc finger CCCH domain-containing protein 32-like. Bases 294 to 1409 code for a protein of 371 amino acids. Gene Ontology annotation, molecular function: metal ion binding; mRNA binding. The record is from RefSeq and is a predicted model, not a curated record. Lineage: Eukaryota; Viridiplantae; Streptophyta; Magnoliopsida; Ericales; Balsaminaceae. The transcript is spliced from 7 exons.